Cylicocyclus nassatus is the source of this 204-nucleotide messenger RNA. The record is from the annotation of a GenBank genome assembly. Lineage: Eukaryota; Metazoa; Nematoda; Chromadorea; Rhabditida; Strongylidae.
AUGAGCAUGAUGUUCAAGCAUUUCAUUUAUGUUUGCAAGCUUGCCCUGCCUCAGCAAACCCGCGAAAUGGAUAGAAAAAAAAGACACCUGUCCAUCGUGUGGCUGAGUGGAGUAGAAGACGCACCGGUUCGACGCUGCUUCACACUCACAUCACUGAAUAAUAUUUAUCUUGUUGGAGAUGAAUUUUUGUUGCUACAGAGCUGA